Molecule: messenger RNA, 479 nt
Organism: Sorex fumeus (smoky shrew)
Lineage: Eukaryota; Metazoa; Chordata; Mammalia; Eulipotyphla; Soricidae
Gene: NDUFC1
Product: NADH:ubiquinone oxidoreductase subunit C1
Exons: 4
Coding region: 33-263 (76 amino acids)
Cellular component (GO): mitochondrion
Source: RefSeq, a predicted model, not a curated record
GAGCCUCGCGGGGGCGGAGCCCGACCAGCAAGAUGGCGCCGUCCUGCCUGCUGCGCCCCCUGGCCCGGCUGCUGCCCCCCGCCUGGCUCCCGCGCGCCCUGCCCGCGCGGUCCAAGUUCUACGUCCGGGAGCCGCCGAACGACAAGCCCGACUGGCUCAAAGUGGGGCUGACCUUGGGCACCUCCGCCGUCCUGUGGGGCCUCCUCAUCACGCAACAUAACGAAGAUGUUGCAGAGUAUAAGAGAAGAAAUGGAUUGGAAUAAACUUUUGAGACAGUUUGCUCUCCGUAAAGUUAACAGCAAGUCAUCUGGAUCCACCAAUUUGUUGAUUGUAAAUAUGAAAGAAAAAGUUUUAAGUUAUAUUCCAAGUCAGCAUUUAUUUUGCAUCUUCAGAAUGAAAAAGUAAAAAUUAUCUGUGGUGACCACUUGGACCAAUGAGCCUUUUCAUAAUUCAGAGUAAAGCUGGGUCCUACUACCUGA